Messenger RNA from Culex quinquefasciatus (southern house mosquito), 5499 nucleotides. It is a transcript of the gene Oseg2, whose product is annotated as intraflagellar transport protein 172 homolog. Lineage: Eukaryota; Metazoa; Arthropoda; Insecta; Diptera; Culicidae. Gene Ontology annotation, cellular component: axoneme; ciliary basal body; intraciliary transport particle B. The record is from RefSeq and is a predicted model, not a curated record. Gene Ontology annotation, biological process: intraciliary transport. Gene Ontology annotation, molecular function: protein binding.
AAUUUUUAAAAAAGAAAGUCGCAAUAAACUAUUCUAAAUCUAAAGAUGCAGUUAAAGUUUAUGAAAACGGUCGUUGAAGCUCAGGACUACCUGUACCGCGUGGCCGGGCUGUGCUGGUCUCCGAACAACCAGAAGCUGGCGGUGGCCACCGCCGACCGGACCAUCCUGCUGUUUGACGAAAACGGCGAGCGGCGGGACAAGUUCUCGACGAAACCGGCCGAUCCGAACGCGGGCAAGAGCUCGUACGUGAUCCGGGGGAUCGCGUUCAGUCCGGACUCGAGCCGACUGGCGGUGGCCCAGAGCGAUAGCAUCGUGUACGUGUACAAGCUGGGCGAGUCGUGGAACGAGAAGAAGGUGAUUUGUAACAAGUUUCCGCAGGGCUGUGCCGUGACGUGCGUUACAUGGUUGGCGGGUGGGAUGAUCAUCGCCGGGUUAGAGGAUGGGAAGGUGCGAUCACUGCACUGUAAGAACAACAAAUCCAAGACGUUGUACGCGGCGGAGAGCUUUGUGGUCUCGUUGGCGCCGAACGCUAGAGGGACGGGACUGUUGUCCGGCCAUGAGGACGGAUCGGUGAUCAAGUUCUUUAUCAUUGAGGAGCCGGGUGAGUCGUCUGGGAGGAUUUUGCAGCAUCCGGUGGCACCGAUGUCGCUGGCCUGGCCACAAAGUGGAAUACUGGUGGCGGGAUGUGACAAGAAGGUUUGCUUCUAUGACAGCAUGGGUCGGUUGUCGCGAAACUUUGACUACACGAGGGACGAUACGGAGCGUGAGUUCACCAUUGCGGCCUCCAGUCCGAACGGACAGGCUGUGGCUGUGGGAAGCUUUGACCGGAUUCGUAUCUUUUCGUGGAGUCCGCGGCAGAACACGUGGACGGAAGCGUUAUGCAAGAGUAUUCCAAAUCUGUACUCGGUAACGGCGAUCGCGUGGAGAAAGGACGGAUCAAGGUUGACCGUUGGGUCGCUCUGCGGGGCGGUACUGGCUUAUGAAUCCGUACUGCGUCGAACCAUCUGGCAGGACAAGUUUGAGUUGACGUUCGUGGCUCCAAGUCAGGUUCUGCUCAAAUCCCUGCACGAACCUUCAAAUACCAUGAUCGUGGAGUCGCAGCUAGGGUUGGAGAUCGAUGACGUUCGCAUCAUGGGCAAAGACAACUAUCUGGUCGCCAGAACGGAAGAUUCCCUAAUCCUGUGUGAUCUUAUCCGCGCCAUGACCAGCGAGAUUCCGUGGAUCGCAACGGGUCGUCAUGAACGCUUCUACUUUGAAAACCCAACCGUUGCGCUGAUCUUCAACGCUGGAGAACUCUCGCUGAUCGAGUACGGUCACAACUACAUUCUCGGAUCUGUAAGGACGGAAUUCGUUAAUCCCCACGUCAUUUCAGUUCGUCUGAACGAGCGUGGAAAUUCCAAAAAUAAUAAGAAACUCGCAUAUCUUCUGGACAUGAAAACGGUUUGCGUGGUAGAUCUAAUCCUUCAGUCGACGAUCUCUCAGAUAACUCACGACUCCAAGAUUGACUGGCUGGAACUGAGCGAAACCGGCCACAAACUCCUCUUUCGGGACAAGAAGAUGCGUCUUCUGCUGGUAGAUAUCGCAUCCGGCAAGAAGCAAACCCUCCUAGCGAAGGUAGCAUUCGUCCAGUGGGUUCCCUCCAGCGACGUAGCCGUUGCCCAGAGCGACUCCAACCUCGCCGUCUGGUACAACAUCGACCUCCCGGAGCACGUGACCAUCAUGCCGGUUCGAGGUGACGUAUUCGACGUACUCCGCGAGGAGGGCAAAACCGAGGUGCACACCCGGGAGGGAGCAUCCGAGCACGUGUACAACCUGGACGAAGGUCUGGUCGAGUUUGGAACGGCCGUCAACGAUAGUGACUUUGGUAGGGCCAUCUUCUAUCUGGAAUCGCUCGGGGACAAACCGGCCGCGAAGGCCAUGUGGCACAAUUUGGCGAACAUCGCACUGGCACAGCAGAAUUUAAGGGUAGCGCAACGGUGCUUUGCCGCGCUUGAAAACGCUUCGAAGACGUUCUACAUCGGGGAGAUGAUCAAGAUUGCGGAAAAGUACGAGGAAAGCACGGGAAGUCCCGGAAUGAACUGUCCGGAGGUGAGGGCAAGGAUGGCGCUGCUCGGUGGGGAUUUGAGGUCAGCGGAGCGCAUCUACAUCGAGCAGGGUGACAUCGAAGCGGCGCUGGACAUGUAUAAGAAGCUACGCCGCUGGGACGAUGCCAUCAAGCUGGCGGAACGUCGCGGCUACCACGGGCUGGCCGAGCUAAAGGAGCAGCAGAUGGAGUUCCUGCUGAACACCAACCAGGAAGAGAAGGCUGGCGAAGUGCUGGAAGAACGCGGCGAGAAGGACAAAGCAAUGACGCUGUACAUGAAGGCAAACAAGCCGGUGAAGGCGGCGAAGCUGGCACUCAAGACGCCGCAUCUACUAUCCAAUGAGAACAUCGUGACUCGAGUGUCGGCCUCUCUGGUAAAAGCGGAAUUGUUCGAACUCGCUGCAGAGUUGGCUCACAAAACGGGUCAGCAGGAGCAGGCCAUCAGUCUGUACCGGAAGGGAGGAGCAUACGCAAGGGCGAUCGAUUUGGCCCGCUUUGUUUCGCCGGACGAGGUGAUCUCUCUGGAGGAGGAAUGGGGUGAUUGGUUGGUGUCGAAGCGACAGCUGGAUGCGUCGAUCAGUCACUACAUCGAAGCAGGUUGCACGGUCAAAGCGCUGGAAGCAUCCGUUGGAGCGAAGCAGUGGCGCAAAGCGGUUCAGAUCGCGAAAGUCGUCGAUGAUCCGGAGGAGAUCAGGAAGUAUGCGGUCGAGCUGGCUGAGCAUCUGUGUCUGAUUGGGGAUGUAAAGACCGCGGAAGAGUUGUUGAUUCGGGCGGAGAUGUACAAGGAAGCGGUUAACUUGCUGAACAAACACGGUCAAUGGGAGAAGGCGUUUGAUAUUGCGGACAAGUUUUUGGAGUCGGAAGAUGUGAAGGACAUGUUUAUAGAGCUGGCAAAGGGACUUGAAGGAGAAGGGAAGUACCGGGAUGCUGAAAAGGUUCUGUUGACGAUAAAUGAGCCAGACAUUGCUAUCAACAUGUACAAGGAGCUGGAGAUGUACGAUUCAAUGAUCCGUCUGGUGGAGCGAUACCAUAAGAACAUGCUGGAACAAACUCAUGCAUCACUGGCGAGGCAGUUGGAGACCAAGGGCCGUCUUAAGAACGCUGAAGUACACUUUUUAGCUGCUGGAGAUUGGAAGGCAGCCGUCCAUAUGUACUGUACGGCCAACAAGUGGGAGGAAGCGCACCGCGUGGCUAAGCAGAAGGGAGGCGAAGGAGCCUCGAACCAGGUUGCGUUCAUGUGGGCAAAAUCCCUUCCGAUCGAGGGAGCCGCUAGACUGCUCACCAAGAUGAACCUGAUCGAUAACUCGAUCGCAUAUGCUUGUGAAGCUGGACAGUUUGAUUUCGCGCUGGAUCUUUGCAAGGCUAGCGGUAAGCCGGCUGAUGAAGUGCACUUGAAGAUUGCGAUGGCCUUGGAGGACGAUGGGAAGUUUACGGAGGCGGAAGCGGAGUUCUUGCUGGCGAACAAACCGAAGGAAGCGAUCAUGAUGCACACGCACAGUGGUGACUGGAAGUCGGCACUUCGGGUGGCGGAAAAGUAUCUGCCGGAAGCGGUCAAGGAGGUACUGCUGAGUCAGGCAGCGUCAGCGCUGGAGUCUAGGAAUUAUCCGGAUUAUGAAGCUCUAAUGAUCCGGGCAGAUCGUCCGGACUUGAUCCUGGAACACUACAAAGAGUAUAACAUGCUGAGCGAUGCGUUGAGAAUUGCCAAGGAGUACGUUCCGGGUGCGCUCGCAGAGAUUCAGAAGUUGUACGCGAGAGCAAAUCGUGGCAGUGGAUCGAAUGAUUCGAGAUAUCUGCUUCAGAAGGCUUCGGAGUAUGCAAGAGCGGAGGAGUUUAAGAAGGCGACGGAAUGUCUGCUGCAGAUCACCGAUGGAAACGCAGAUGAAGCUACGGUAGGACGAGCUUUGCUGCGAGCAGCUGAAAUCUGUAACCAAUUUCUUGAAGGUCCAGAGGCGAUGGACAUCGCUCGCGAUCUUGGACCACGGCUGAUCGAGAUCAACCAGAUUGGACCGGCUGCCCAGCUGUACUUGGCAGCGGAGAUGCCUCGCGAGGCGGUUGACGUUUUCAUAAAGACGGACAACUGGAGCAAAGCUCGCCGACUGGCAAAGGAGAUCGAUCCCCAGUUGGUAGCGUACGUGGAGACACAGCAAAAGUCUCGCCUGCGGAACCAAGGAAAUGUAGAGCAGCUGGCGGAUAUUGACAUAAUGGGAGCGUUGGAUCUGUUGGCCGAGCAGGGCCAGUGGACACGCUGCAUCGACAAGGCGAAGCAGCACAGUGUUCCGGUACUGCAAAAGUAUCUGGCUCAGUACGCAGCCCAACUGAUACGGGACCGGGAUUGUGUAGCAGCGUUGAAUCUUUACCUUGAACACGGAGUCCCUCCGGUGGCCCAAAACUUCAACAUCUACAACCGCAUCGCACUGGAGUGCUUUGCUUUGCGUGAGCCGGACGGAGUUCAGAUUUGGAAGAACCUUCGGAACUUGCUGAACUUGGUGCAAGCGUUGCGCGGAUCGGACCAAGCCGAAGCUGACGUGAUCGAUCGUUUCGAGCAGCUGCUGAUGAUCUCGCACUACUACUGCACUCGGGCAGCAUGUCGUCAGGCACCCGCUCUGCAGUCGAUCGCGGUCAAGAUCUCCGUUGCGAUGCUUCGCCACACGGAUGUGGUUCCGGUUGACAAGGGUUACUACGAAGCGGGGAUGGAUUUGCGCGGCUUGGGACGCGAGUCGGAAGCGUUUGUCAUUCUGAACCACUAUCUGGACGUUUGCGAAGCGAUUGAGGAAGGUUCCGGCAACCUGGUCGACCACUCUGACCUCUCGUCCACGGAUUUUCCUAGCUCGGUCCCGAUACCGGCUGAGUUGCACCUGAAGAACGAACUCAACUUGCACGAGGAAAUCCGUGAAUGGGUGUUGGCCGUCAGUAUGGACCAGAAGGUCGACCAGGUACUGCCGACCGACGAUCGGAACCUGUACGAGUCCAGUUUGGGCAUUUCGGACCAGGCUUGUUUGGUGAGUGGCUAUCCGGUUAUGGGACGCCAACCGGUGGUAUUCCAACGGACGCACCGGCUGGCCAAUCGGGACGCAUGGAGCAAGCUAACGGUGGCGGCCAGAAUGGCACCCCAAACGGACAUUCCCAGCGUCAUCGAGUUUAUCGAGAAGUGGUGCGGACCAGCCAAUUUCUUGUCUGGUUAAAUCAUCAAUAAGGGAAAAGCCACUCGAAAACGAUUUUAAGGUUAGAAAUUCUGACAGGUGGUUUGCAGGUAUCCAGUUUGACAGAUGUCAGAAAUAUUUUUGUCUGAGUGAAAGAAAGGAGGUGACCUGUCAAAAUGUCUAACCUUAUUUUUUUUAUUCUAGUUGGUAAGUUUGUUUUGAAAUAAUCUAUUGUAUCUUUGAACAGUCACUUAAAUAAAAUGAUUUCUCUGACAU